Pocillopora damicornis (cauliflower coral) is the source of this 1765-nucleotide messenger RNA. RefSeq lists its product as uncharacterized. Lineage: Eukaryota; Metazoa; Cnidaria; Anthozoa; Scleractinia; Pocilloporidae. The record is from RefSeq and is a predicted model, not a curated record.
AUGGCGGCGUGCCUUAGUGAAAGAAUGCGCUUUCAAAGCAGAGUGGCUGUUUUCGGUAUUCCUCCUUGGUAACUGAACCUAAUUUUCAAGAUCGAAAUAUUAUUACAGAAGCGAGGGGCUAUCAUCGAAGAAAGGUCAUGCACUCCAAUACUCCUUUUAACAGAAACUCUAUGGAGAAUGCUGAGUCAUACCAUGAAGUCUUUAAAGUUCUUGAUAGCCUAGGGAUGGCCGACUUAAAGGAGACUUUCCAGGAACACUGUAUUCAGGACCAAACUUUACGUUAUGUCGAAACAGAAGAUGAGCUCAAGCAAUUACUGAGGGAGAUAGGUAUUCCUCUUGGACGCUGUAUUCCAAUCAUGAAGUCCUGGAGGAAACGUUAUUCCAGUCAAGAAACAGUAAGGAGGAAAGAUAAAGUUUCAACUGCUGAGAAUUACUCACAGACCUCCACAGUUACUGUGGACGCGAGCAUACAAACUGAAGAUAUGUUAAUUAGUGCUGCUGAGUAUAACAAAUUGCUUAACAAUAUGGCAGAGCUUAACACGCAACAAGAGCUUCUUAAUCAUUAUGCUGCUCUGGCUAGUGGCGAGUUUAAUUUAAAACUGACGGAGGCACAAAGUGGCUCCCUCACCUCUGCUCAGGUCCCUUCUUCGUAUGGUACACAGUCCUUGGACCCUUAUACUGCUGCGCAGCUGUGGUCCAACCUAAGUCAGUACCAAGAUCAAUUUAAUAUGUAUGGAGGCUUCCUGCAGGCAACCACAGCUAAUGCUCCAGGAGGUAUUAUCCCGGACGGUAUCGGGAGUGAGGCGUCUACAGUUAUUUAUAAUCAAAAUAUGAAUGAUGUCAAUCAUAUGAUGGUACCAUCUGCACCGUCUCCUGUACCUUCUCAAGAUAUGGGACAAUAUCAGAGAGUGACAGCCAAUGUCUCUGAGCGUAAGGAUAUUGUUGAUGAGAGAGAAGACCUGGCUAUUGAGCAGUCGUUGAAAGACGUAGAAACUAUGGAAUUAGAGUCUCAACAUUCGUAUGCUUCAGCUCUUAAUACUGAGGCAGCAGACCUUAGUCAAGACAGCCAGCAUAAUUAUGGUUCAAUCACUGAGCAGACCUCUUAUUAUAUGCAGUCGAGUCAAAGAACACCUUCAACUUAUACCAGUCACUCUCAAGUCCGUCCCACCCAAACCACAGCAAGACCAGUGCCGUCUGAAAAACUCGACACCAGUCGCUUUGCCAAAUGUGAUGACAUAUCUUUGGAGAGCGGAACAUCAAGGCUUCCAUCAAGUGUACAGAGUGUGGGACCACAAACCCUGCAGGGAUAUUUAGAUAGUUUACCAGAAUCGAACGAAUACAAGGAAGCUAUGAAGAGUAAAAACCCCAAAAAAGGAUGGAAACCAAUUGAUGGGAAACAUAUUCAGUCUGCGAAAAAGGUGGCUUUCAAACCGGUAUACUGGGAUAAAGAAGGGCGCAUGCGCCAUGGGGUAGCCGUCAGGGGAUCAGAUAAAUCCGAGGAGUGCUGGCGCCAUGUAGAAGGAAAAGCUCCGGCUGGCUGUACAUUUGCACACUCUCGUCUGGGUGACACCCUGCAGUUUAUUUGCGUCAAGUGUUCUUAUGAGAGGAACCGUAAUGACUGGUGCUCAGACAAGACAAAGCAUAAACAAUAUAUAUUUAAUCUCGGUCCGUAUCGUAACUUAGAAGGUGGAGUAUGGAAGAAAAUUUCUUAAAAUAACACAAGUGCUGGGUGCUUGCUAGAAAGCUUGCUUUACAGCGCAUACUG